Messenger RNA from Euleptes europaea (tarantolino), 1943 nucleotides. It is a transcript of the gene FKBP4, whose product is annotated as FKBP prolyl isomerase 4. The record is from RefSeq and is a predicted model, not a curated record. Lineage: Eukaryota; Metazoa; Chordata; Lepidosauria; Squamata; Sphaerodactylidae. The transcript is spliced from 10 exons. Gene Ontology annotation, molecular function: protein binding; peptidyl-prolyl cis-trans isomerase activity. Bases 1 to 1362 code for a protein of 453 amino acids.
AUGACCGCCGAGGAGGCCAAGGCCGAGGAAAUGGGCGCCCAGGGGGGCGGCGAGGGGGCCGCCGACAUCACCCCCAAGCAGGACGGCGGAGUCCUCAAGAUUGUCAAGAAAGAAGGUGUAGGGACAGAAUCCCCCAUGAUAGGUGAUAAAGUGACAGUCCACUAUACUGGGUGGCUUCUGGAUGGCACACAGUUUGACUCCAGCCGGGACAGAAAGGACAAGUUCUCCUUUGACUUUGGAAAAGGUGAAGUUAUCAAAGCGUGGGACAUUGCUGUGGGAACGAUGACUAUUGGGGAGCUUUGUCGGAUUACUUGCAAACCAGAAUAUGCCUAUGGCUCUGCUGGCAGCCCUCCCAAGAUACCUGCCAAUGCCACGCUGAUUUUUGAGAUUGAGCUCUUUGACUUCAAGGGGAAAGACCUCACUGAUGAUGAAGAUGGUGGAAUAAUCCAAAGAAUCCGGAAGAAGGGAGAAGGCUAUUCCAAACCAAACGAGGGAGCCCUGGUAGAAAUUGAGAUAGAAGGUCGGCACGGAGACAGACUGUUUGACAAGCGGGAGCUGCGAUUUGAAGUGGGAGAGGGGGAAAACUACGACCUUCCCACUGGCCUGGACAAAGCGCUGCAGAACAUGGAGAAGUCAGAGGAGUGUGUGGUGUAUCUCAAGCCCAGCUAUGGUUUUGGAAGCGCUGGAAAAGAGAAGUUUCAGAUCCCACCGGAUGCUGAACUACAGUACGACAUUAGACUGAAAAGCUUUGAAAAGGCUAAGGAAUCCUGGGAGAUGAACACCGAUGAGAAGCUGGAACAAGGCUCCAUGGCCAAGGAGAGGGGCACCCAGUAUUUCAAGGAGGGGAAGUACAAACGGGCAACAUUACAGUAUAAAAAGAUUGUGUUGUGGCUGGAACAUGAAUCGGGCCUCUCUGGUGCAGAGGAGGAAAAGGCCAAAAGCUUGAGGCUUGCUGCCCACCUUAACUUGGCCAUGUGCCACCUGAAGCUGAAAGAAUUCUCCCAGGCCCUGGAGAACUGCAACAAGGCCCUGGAGCUGGAUGGCAGCAAUGAGAAGGGCCUCUUCCGUCGUGGCGAAGCCCAGCUGGCCGUGAAUGACUUUGAGUUGGCCAGAGCAGAUUUCCAGAAGGUGCUGCAGCUCUACCCAAGCAACAAAGCAGCGAAGGCACAGCUCAGCAUCUGUCAGCAGAAAAUACGUGAGCAGCAUGAGAGAGAAAAGAAGAUGUACGCCAACAUGUUUCAGAGGCUUGCAGAUAAAGAAACCAAGCUGGAAGCUGAUACAGUCUGCAAAGAAGGCUCCGACAUGAAAGAUGACAAACAGAAUGGAGUUGAUGAAAAAACAGACGUCGAUGUAGAAGCUUGAGGCCAAGAUCCUCUUCCAUUAGUUUUGUAAAACUAAAGAGUUUCCAGUACACUAGACCUUUAUUUUUCUAUCUGCUUGGACAAGGGGCAGAGAGAUAGUGGGAUCACUUUGCGUCUGUCUGCGUAGGAAAUAUUGUUGGCAGAACAGACCUGGUGUAAUCUUAGGGACUUUUAUUUAUUCCUUUGUGCAUUCUGACUCUGGGGGAGGUCCCUCAGGAUCUCUUCCUCCUUGAGUCCAUUUCCUUCUCACUAGCCCUUCACUCUUGUGCUCGGGUUCCAUCUCAGUCUGAUCUCAAUCCUGCUGCUUCGGUCGGUUCCCUUGACUUUCUUUUUUUUAAUUAGUGGGCUUUUAUCCAUGCAAGAAAAAGUCAUUGUACAGGAGACUUGUGAACGAAGAAAACCACUGUGUCCUUCCUCCUGCUCCAGCCUUGUUCUGUCUUGUUUCCUCUGUCAGUGCAGGCCCUCUUCCUCCCAUGGGCAAGUGUUUACCCUUCUUGUAAUGCCUCCUCCUUUGCACAUUGCUGAAGGCAAAGACUUUGAAGUCCAAAGCUUGAGCAAUAAAGCACCAAAAAAUCCUGAGAA